CGCCUCGUCCCGCGGGGGCUCCCGGGGGCCAACUUGCGCUUCGUCGCUGGAAGUUGCGCGAGAGUCAUUGGGAGCAACCGCGGUCUGAAGAUCGCUGUCGUGCGCAAACUUGCACUUGAUCCCAAAUCGACAUCUUCCACUCUUCCUGUAGGAGAGGCACAUCCUCUUGCCGCCGAUGUGAGACGGCCUGGCCUGCAUCGUGAGGGGCACGUGUUGCUGCAAGGCGCUGAGCUUCUGCUCGGCCUGAGCUUUGAACGGGUUGGCGAACACGCUGCUUUCCGAGCGGCCGUGCAGACUCGGAGGGGGCAGUUUGCGAGGACUGGUCGCGGAGGAGGCCGAAGGCGGGCCGGGCUGGCUUCCGCUUCCACGGACCGAGGAGCCAGGCUCCCGGUCGCCGCGGUCGGAUCCAUCAGACUCGCUGGUAGUCGAACCGCUUUCCAGCAUGAAGUUCGGGGUCUUCCUGUCCGGCGGGGCCCAAUCGGCGACAUCCGCUCUAUUUCCAGGCGGUCAAAGAAAAGCCACAUUCACGGAAGUGAUCCACCACGAGAGGUGCUGUGCACCCGGUGCCAUUUGAAAGCUAGCAUCGACUAAACUUCAUCUAAACGAGAGCCAUACGUCGGGAAUGAGUGGACGUACCCCCCACGGCCGCUUUGGGCUUUCUCAGAGAAAGCGGGAGCGCCUCGCUGCCGACGUCAUAGCGGGCGACGGUCGUUUGGUGUCCGUCGCGCCUCCUUCCGCCCGGCCGGACGCCGCCGACAAGCUGCGGCGCUUGCACGCCGCCCUGCUGCGGUGCCGGGGCCUGAUGGAGAGCGCCGUCGCCAAAGAGGACGAGGAGAUGGGCGGCGGGACGGGGGAGUACGAGACCCUGAGGAAAACGGUCAAGGAGAGGCUCUCGUCUCUCGUCAACGUCGCCGGAGAACUGGUCAAAGCGGCGGGCGGCCCGGCGGCGCUCACGCCGACUUCGAGCGACGGCUCGGAGCCGGACGACCCCGGCGUUUUUGGGCUGAAGCUGUGGCUGUUCCGCGUCUACGCAGAAGUGGACUUCUGGGCCAAGACGGCCGUCGCCACCUUCCGGGCUCUGAGGAACGCUCGCUCGAGGAGCGCCAGAAGCGCUCGCAGAUGAGGCGGCGGCGUCGACGCCGCAGAGGAGAGGGGCGCUUACGUGCGGCUUAGCGCACGAGAAUGUUGUGAAGACGAGCGUCCGUGUCACCGAGACAGAGGGUCCGCUUCGGUGCAUUUCGGUACGCAUUUAACGCAUGUUAUUUUCCCCUAAAAUUGCUCGCUUAAAAUGUAUUGAUUAUUGAAUGUAUUUUGUGUCAUUAAGCAGGCGAUUCACUGUAAAUGCUGUGCAGUAUAUUGCUGCGAUUAGCCGGCGGUCAGUCCGGCGUGUACCCCGGCUCGCCCGAAAUCGGCGACUUUAGGCUCCGGCGCACCAGCAACCCUAAUGACGGAAAAUGCUUUGAGUAAAUAUACACUGUGUGUGUGUGUGUGUGUGUGUGUGUGUAUAUAUAUACAUAUAUAUAUAUAUAUAUAUAUAUAUAUAAUGUUAAAUAACUAGUUGGUUAAUUAGAAUUCAAUUUAUUAUAAAUCAUAGCAUUAAAACAACUCAUUAUUGUAUCAUUAAAAUAAGCUAUUUAACUCUUAAAAAAAAAAAAAAAAAAUCAUCAUCAUCAUUUUUAGCGCAUUUAUAAGUGACCUGGCCCAUACAAACUUCCAAAAAUGUAACGUGGCCCUCGAGCACCAGAUUUUGCCCGUCCCUGGCCUCCAUAAAAUGCGGUCUAAAACGGAAAUGGAAGCCUGAUCAGGAGUUAACGAGCGGAACCGUAGCUCGGCGUGCCAAACUGAACUGUUCCGCUUGGGGGAAAUGUUUGAAAACCGAGGGAAGCGAUACUGAGAUUCUUUCUUUCGAGAAGAAGUACGGCAAGUUAGGACUGGGCUGUAUUGCAAGGAGUGUUGAACACUGGCUGUAAAUCAUUCCAAAGACAUUAGCACCUUGGGACGGCAUAAAAAAGGCCACCGGGGGGAGUGUGCGUCACGGCGCGCUCUAGUGUUUACACGAUGGCAUUACACUGAAUCGUGAUUUGGCGUCCGUGGAGCCCCAGGCAAAAUGUUAUUUUGGGGGCCUCUUUUUUGAUUAUUGAUUUUUUUAUUGUUGAAUUUGAGUCGCUGUAGUAAAUGAAAACUGGUGGAAAAACAUCCACGACACGCAGACUGGGGUUGUUUUACACAACAUUCCGAGUGAUCGAGCAUUCUGGUACAUGUAUGUCUAGGCCGGCGGUCUCCAAAAAAUACUUGGCUCUCCAAGUUCCGUCAUCAUGACCAACUUUAAAAUACAGUAGCACAGUAGACCCACGUGUUCAUCAGAAAACAAGGCAGAGGUUUUAGUCCUUAAAGGUGUAUUUGAUCGUUUUUUUAAAGCCACUGUAACGCUGCCCUUGAAUAUAGGAAAAUAAUUAAGUGUAGUGUAGGUAUGAUUCAAUUCAAAUCUGUUACACUUGGGGAAAAAAUAAAAUUGUACCGAAAUGUUUGUAAACGAACACUUCUAAAAGAGUACACGACAAAAGUGUAAACUAUCCACUCUUCCCUUUUCCGUACCGCUUGCCCUCACGAGGGUCGCGGGAAACUUAAACUACUGUAACAAAUUUGAACAUUUCUCGUGGUCACGCUUUCCUAAGCAGGUGCGAAGUUCGUUUCCGCCUCGCCGGCGCGGCCGCCGAUCGAUCCUCGUUUUGGUCGGCGCGACAGCGAUGCAUGUUGACGAGCGGCAAAACGAACAUUUUAUUACAGCCCGAUUCCAAUUUGUAUUUAACCCAAGAGUUAAUGACUUCCAGCCCUCAAACAACAAAGACCCCAAAGUCGUCAUCGUUGUUUCCUCGGAGGCGACCGUAAUGCCGCACGAUGAACUCUCGACUUUGAAGCCGCGCGUCUGCGGGCGGCCUCCGACUUCCGCCGCUCAUGUUGUUCUGCUGUCCUCGCAUUGUAGCGUCGUCUGCUCUGCUGACGAACUUGUUUGAAGAAAAUAUGGUACGUUUGAUGUAUUGAUGCCUUUUCUUGAUUUCUCGGUGCGCAAUUACUGUCGUGUGUUUCCUUCCUAAAUGUAGUUUGGUACACUGCCGGGUGACCCUUCCUCAUGGUACGGAAGGAAUUCUUCUCGCUUGCGCUUUCCAGGAGCCGUGUCCAAAAAAAUGUCUUCGCAAAGAUGACGUGGCUUUCAGUUGCAUUCUUCCUCAUAUUUUGUACCCAAAGAAAAAUUGUAACCGCCGCAGCAAACCGCAAUCGCGGUAAUUAACACAUUGUUCGGUGACGACUCGUUCAAAAAGUCUCAUCGAUUUUUGUCACGGCACAAACGCUGUUUUUCGUGUUCCUAAUGAAGUGGCCUGGGUGUGUCCGUUUAAGUAACUCCUGGGGCCACGUAGCGUUUAUUAUAUAUCAUUCGUUUUGCACACAACGCAGCCAUCAGUCCGAACCGUGAGGUUUUGCUCUUUUUUUUUUUACCCCCCCCCCCAUUUACAAUGACUAUGUCCACCGCAAGCUUUGUUGUUUUAAUGACACAUUUCACGGUCGUCGUUUGGAAAUACGGACUACGCGAAAAACACAAAAGCAAUUUGAAGGCAUGCAAGCGUCACACAUGCAGAGCGGCAGUUGGGCGUCGCCCGUCUGGCCGUGAACCCGGAAGUGCGCGACGCAAACACAAAUCCGGCAUUCCGGCGUUUAUUUUCCCUUUUCUUCACAGUUUGGCGUCGGUGCAGGUCUGUGCGCUACGAGUGACUUUCCCGUUGCUCAACCGAACAAAAAAAAAAAAAAGAAUCUGACGGUGACCCAAGACUUUUGCACCGUGUAUGCUUUGAAGACAAAUGUUUGCACUUUUAUGGGUUGAAAUAAAUAGAUUCCCAUUCGUAUUCA
Phycodurus eques (leafy seadragon) is the source of this 3903-nucleotide messenger RNA. It is a transcript of the gene cntf, whose product is annotated as ciliary neurotrophic factor. The transcript is spliced from 3 exons. NCBI's taxonomy places the organism in Eukaryota, Metazoa, Chordata, Actinopteri, Syngnathiformes, Syngnathidae. Gene Ontology annotation, molecular function: ciliary neurotrophic factor receptor binding. The coding region runs from base 623 to 1123 and encodes 166 amino acids. Gene Ontology annotation, biological process: negative regulation of neuron apoptotic process; ciliary neurotrophic factor-mediated signaling pathway. The record is from RefSeq and is a predicted model, not a curated record.